Messenger RNA from Paramacrobiotus metropolitanus, 1385 nucleotides. RefSeq names its product splicing factor YJU2-like. NCBI's taxonomy places the organism in Eukaryota, Metazoa, Tardigrada, Eutardigrada, Parachela, Macrobiotidae. The coding region runs from base 213 to 1211 and encodes 332 amino acids. The transcript has 6 exons. The record is from RefSeq and is a predicted model, not a curated record. Gene Ontology annotation, cellular component: U2-type catalytic step 1 spliceosome. Gene Ontology annotation, biological process: mRNA splicing, via spliceosome.
CGACCGAAGGAGAAACGGAAUGCAUAUUUUUACCCUUAUGUUUGUUCUGUUUUUCACUUCUUAUUUUCUUCGGAUUGAAAUUUCGGAUUGAAAUUUUAGUGUGCCAUUGUGAGAGGAUUUUCUUCAUGGUUAAUAGUACUUGAAGAUCACUCACUCUGGUCUGUUUUGGUUGAUAUCUGGACUUCUGGAGUACAAGUUGGCUGUGAUCCACGAUGACGGAACGGAAGGUUUUGAAUAAAUAUUAUCCACCGGAUUUUGAUCCAUCAAAGUUACCGCGACUGCGUCUCCAGAAGAACCGCCAGUUCAAUGUGCGCAUUAUGGCGCCUUGCAACAUGAAGUGCAAUACGUGUGGAGAGUACAUCUACAAAGGCAAGAAAUUUAACUCCAGACAAGAAACCGUGGAUGGAGAAAGCUACUUGGGCCUGCGCAUUUAUCGGUUUUAUAUAAAAUGUCCGCGAUGUAUGUCGGAAAUCACUUUCAAGACAAACCUGGAAGAAAUGGAUUACGAAUUGGAGCAUGGUGCAACGAGGAACUUUCAAGCUGUUCGUCUGGCAGAACAACAGGCCGAGAAGGUGGAAGAAGCGCGCAUUGAAGAGGAGAAGUCAAAUCCCAUGGUGGCACUGGAACGGCGGACACAGGAUUCCAGAUUUGAAAUGGACCGGCUCGAAGCUCUGGAGGAACUGAAGGACCUCAACACCCGCCAGGCAAACAUCAACUACGAUGAAGUAAUUAAAAUGACUGUGGAAAAAGAAAUGCAGGAACUAAAGCGACAGGAAGACGAAGAUGAAGCGUUUAUAAAAUCUAUUUUCUCCAACAACAACGAUUCCAACACCAUUAAGCGCCUUCAUGAUUCCGAUAGUUCCGAUGAGGAGGAGUAUGAUCUGAAGAAAAUGCCAGUUCUUCCUAGUUCAAAUGUGGAUCCCCUUACAUCGGAUUCGUCGAUAGCAAAAAAGCCGAAAACUGAUAAGGAUUUACCGUCUUGGGAAAAAAGUGUGGGAAGUCUGCGGAUGGGAAAGGGAUUUGCUGGGAUUGUUAUAAAACCUAAACAACCAACAGAAACUGGGAAUCCACCCACCGCUUCCCCCAGUCAAUUAACGCGUGUUACGGCGACAUCAGCAGCCGUUGCGUCUUCAUCCAGUGGCAAGCCUCAAAGUGCGAAAGCCAGUUUAUGUGUUCUCGCCCAAUACGGAAGUUCCAGCGAGGAGGAAUAGAUUUCACCUUAUUAUGAUUGGCUGCAUAUGCACAGUACAUGGCACUGUAAAGUCGUUUUUAAUCAACAUUUUAUUGCUUAAACUAUUUUAUUGAACAGUUUUAGAAGCGUCAUUCUGGAAAGAAAUGCAAUAAAGCGAGAACCUGUAUGUAUUUAAGUGCAAGUUUUCCUCAAU